Molecule: messenger RNA, 1184 nt
Organism: Pelobates fuscus (common spadefoot toad)
Lineage: Eukaryota; Metazoa; Chordata; Amphibia; Anura; Pelobatidae
Product: cadherin-related family member 4-like
Exons: 9
Biological process (GO): homophilic cell-cell adhesion
Cellular component (GO): plasma membrane
Molecular function (GO): calcium ion binding
Source: RefSeq, a predicted model, not a curated record
GACACAAGGGAAAGGUGUGCUCAUGAACUCAAGGUACUACCGUGUUGUUGGUAACCAGCAACAGAGAGCAGUCAGCCUCUUACACAGUAACUGCAAACUCUGUGAGGAAAGACACAUUGUCACUUACUGGCCUGAGUGACGGAAGCACCAGCCAUGGGGUUCCACCCCUCAGAGUCUCUUUUGAAGCUGUGUAUAGCACUCCUGUGCAUCAUGCAGGCUAACGGACAAGUAAGUUUUGUGGGUCUCCCGGACACAGUAACCCUAUUACAGAGCUCAACUCAAGGAACCGUUGUUUACACAUUCCCCAUGGAGAACUGCAACAGCACAAACCCUACAGUAACCAUGGAUGCGAGCCCAACUACCAACUUUUUUAACACACCAUCUCUAUCCAUUGCUGGUUUGGAUUACAAUAUAGAGAUCACCCUGAGCAGCACCGUGGCCCUGAAUGCAGAUGUCGUCAACCAGUACAUUCUGACCAUUACAGCAACCUGUGAUAACGAAACAGUCUUCAAUCAACUGUUUGUGAUGAUCAAAAACGAUAUUGUCGAACCUCAGUGUGAACCAAAGUUUUCAAGUCAAGCUGGAGAUACAGUGACGGUUUACUCAAACAUUCCUGCUUCCAGUCCUAUAUACAAAGUUGUAUUACGGCAGCCCAAUAAUGCCCCGGUGACGUACAGCAUAAUACAGCCCAGUCCUUCUGUUUUCGCGAUUUCUACCAGUGGAAGUGUUCUUUCGCCAACUUCUGGCUUCACUAAUGCAGCCAAAACGUACCAGCUCCAGAUCAAGGUGACAGAUUCAUUGGGGAACAGUUGCAAUGGAACCCUGACCGUGGAAGUGCUUCCUGUGUAUCAGAAUCCCAUCAAUUUCACUGUGCAAUCCACAGCAGUAACAAUCAGAGAGAAUACUGGGCCAGGAGCAUAUGUGACAACAAUAACUGCGCAAGGGAACAAUGUUCAAUAUGAAAUGAUAAGUCCCAACUCUGCCUAUUACAUCAAUGCAGAUACAGGAAUAAUUCGUACAACUUUUAACCUGGAUCUGGAAAGGAUUCCAAGUCUGGCUUUCACUACUCUGCAAAUUAGAGCCUAUGACAAGAACCUGCGCAGCAGUAGUGCAAUAGCCACCGUCAAUAUCACCGUGCUUGAUGUCAAUGAUAUGGCACCCUUAUGUACUCCAGCUGUUAUUGU